Trichophyton benhamiae CBS 112371 is the source of this 561-nucleotide messenger RNA. RefSeq lists its product as uncharacterized. The transcript is spliced from 4 exons. The record is from RefSeq and is a predicted model, not a curated record. Bases 1 to 561 code for a protein of 186 amino acids. Lineage: Eukaryota; Fungi; Ascomycota; Eurotiomycetes; Onygenales; Arthrodermataceae.
AUGAAAAAUGCCCCCAAGCUGGUUAACCGCAAUACCCCGGGCACCUUUCAUACCUUCUUUGCAGAAGAUGAAGAAGCACAGCGGUUGUAUGAAUUAUAUUUCUUGAAGAUCUCUAUAACAGACUGCAAUUACCUUGCCAUAACAACACCUGGCAAGUGGUCGUCAUCGAAUAUCCUUGUCAAGCUGCCUAUAACAAAUGUUAUGGCAGCAAAGGCAGUAGCUGUUAUCGCAGGCGUCGGCCCAGGGACGGGGGCUUCUAUUGCUCGCCGCUUUGCUCAAAAGUACCCAGUAGCUCUGCUGGCUCGCAACCCAAAGAACUACGAGGGAGUUGUCGACGAUAUCUCUAAAGGCGGUGGAAAAGCCGUCGGGUUUAGUGCAGAUGUAUCAGAUGCAAGCAGCAUCAAUCGUGCAUUUGCGGAGAUCGACAAAGCUUUUCCUGGCAGCCUGCUCGCAGCUGCUGUGUACAACGUUGGCGGAGGCCUUUCUGUAAAGCCGUUCCUUGAGCUGACCGAGGAUGAGUUCACUCAGGGAUUCAAAACUAAUGGGUAUCCAUUCAUUUAA